CCGCGCGAAAGAGAAAAAAAAAACGAAAAUUUGACCUCCGCCCUCAUUCUCUCUCUCAAUCCUCUCCAACACUUCAACACUUUUAUCUCAUCUCGACAUCGCCCUCUACCUCUCCCCUCAACUCAACUCAGUCGCGCCCACUCCCUUUGCUUUCAGCGAUAGCCGCUCUGUCCCGCUUCAUCUUGGUCACCCAACCAUCAAACCCCCCUCACAUAACCACUCACCUCGGCUCAGCUCUGCUCUGCACUGCCCAGCAUGCCUCGCCGCGCCGCCCUGGAGCCCAAGCCCCGCAAGCCGCAGUACUCCCCCGAGAAGCGCGCCCGCAUCGCCGUCCUCUCGGAGCUCGGCAUGUCCCUAAAGGAGAUCUCGCUCAAGGAGGAGGUCCCUGUCUCCUCCAUCAAAGGCAUCGUCACGCGCUACCGCCUACAGCAGGCCGGCCGCGACCGCCCCCGCCCGGGCCGCCCCCGUAUCCUGUCCGACAGGGACGUCAAGACCCUGCUGCGCGUCCUCGAGGAGAAGCCCGCCGUCUCUUACGCCGAGCUCAAGCGCGAGGCCGGCGUCACCUGUGCCACAAAGACCCUCGUGCGCUACCUCCAGCUCGAGGGUAUCAAGCCCAACAAGCCUCCCCCGGGCGACUCCGAGGAGGAGGCCUCGCGCAUGCGCGUCUUGGCCGAUGACGCUGAGAAUGACGAGAAGUGAAUGAGAUACAUCUUCUCCAGUCCCCCUUCCAACCCGCGCGCGGGGAGGAGGGGGAACUUAAGCACGUCGGGUCCGGCACGAGUUAGUCGUUCGCGGGCUCGCAAACACGUAUAUUGUUGCGUCUUUACAUGUCAGAUUGUUUAAUACC
Messenger RNA from Colletotrichum destructivum, 847 nucleotides. RefSeq names its product Putative Homeobox-like domain superfamily, winged helix-like DNA-binding domain superfamily. The coding region runs from base 256 to 699 and encodes 147 amino acids. The transcript is spliced from 2 exons. The record is from RefSeq and is a predicted model, not a curated record. Lineage: Eukaryota; Fungi; Ascomycota; Sordariomycetes; Glomerellales; Glomerellaceae.